AUGUGCGGUUGCGUAGGAGGUAAUCUUCCACACAGCAAAAAGUCUGCCAACAUCUAUGCGAUGAAGGUGGCUUUGGAUAUCAUAUACAAUUACUUCUUUCGCUCUCAAAGGGAAUCUCAGACCGUCAUCAUCAGAAACAGCUCGCCGUGGCUGACGCGACUAAUGACUGGAAGUUUCGAGCGUUAUACUCAUGGCUACCACCUGCCUUGGCUGCAAAGCCGCCCACUUCGGUACAUAGUGGAACUGCAAAUUUUGCUGGAUUUCAUGAAAAUCAUGACGAAUAGCACAGAAAGUCCCAUCAAAUUCAGGUUUUGGUGCGUUGAACCUGAAGCCAACAGAGAAGCCAUGGAUCUUGCCCAGCGUGUCUAUAUCGGUUCUAGGAAUGCUCCUUGA
Molecule: messenger RNA, 393 nt
Organism: Trichoderma asperellum CBS 433.97
Lineage: Eukaryota; Fungi; Ascomycota; Sordariomycetes; Hypocreales; Hypocreaceae
Source: RefSeq, a predicted model, not a curated record